Ostertagia ostertagi is the source of this 612-nucleotide messenger RNA. The record is from the annotation of a GenBank genome assembly. NCBI's taxonomy places the organism in Eukaryota, Metazoa, Nematoda, Chromadorea, Rhabditida, Trichostrongylidae.
AUGGAAGAAAGAGCUUGCUUGGAAAUUGAUGUUAUCGGCACCUUCUUCGAAGUAUUCAUGCAAGCUGUAGCAGCUCAUGCUUGCAAAGAAAGAUACGAACUCCAGCAGACAGGAGAUGUUCAGUAUCAAGAAACCAUAAGAACUAUGGAACUCGCAGAGCCUAAGAAAGAAACGAAAGGUGAAGAGAAGUUCACUGAAAAAAUUAAAUUUUUAAAAGGAGAAGAGUCAUGGAAGGCAGAACACCUGGAAGCCGCCGAAUAUCCGAAAGCAUGGGAUGAGCAAGAAAUUCGAGAAGUUACAGAAAAGAAAUACAUGGCAGAAGUGCUAACUAAGGAGGAAGUUACGAUUGAAAAGAAGCCAACAGAGCAAGUGAAGCCACUGGUAGAGGAGAAACUGGUGGAGGUCACCGAAAAGCGUGAAGUUACGAUUGAAGAAAUCGCAGAAGCCAGUGCCACCAUCGAAGCUAUCUUCACAAAGACUGAAGAAAUAUCAGGUUUCAUUUCCUCAGCAGGCUUCUGUUCCUCAGCAGGCUUCUGUUCUUCUGCUGGUUUCUCCUCAGCAGGCUUCUGUUCUUCGGGGACCUUCUUCUUGAUUGGAGUUGGAGCAGUGUGA